AGCGUCCCUCGCGCGCCGCGCGACUAAUACCGAACGGGCAGGCGGUGAAGAAGAGGAAAAGAGGCAAAAGGGAGUGGAGUGCGCGGUUGUCCGGGCGGCCAUUGCGGGUAUCUUGUGUGAGACUGAACGUGAGCGCGCGAUCUCGUGUGUCGUACAACACACAAUAGAGAAAUCCAGUAGGAUUAACGGUCAUCCCCGUAAUAAGGUGCUCCGUGUGAAGCUCGGGAUACAUACUGAGACUUCGGCCCAAUGGCUGAGACCGACAAGUUAAACAUCGACAAUAUCAUAGCUCGGCUCUUGGAAGUACGAGGAGCUAGGCCAGGCAAAAAUGUUCAAUUGACAGAAGUAGAAAUCAGAGGACUGUGUCUCAAGUCACGUGAAAUUUUUCUAUCACAGCCUAUCCUGUUGGAACUCGAAGCACCAUUAAAAAUAUGUGGUGACAUCCAUGGUCAGUACUAUGACUUGUUGCGAUUAUUUGAAUAUGGUGGUUUUCCACCUGAGAGCAACUAUCUCUUCCUAGGAGAUUAUGUUGACAGAGGAAAACAAUCGUUAGAAACUAUUUGUCUCCUUCUUGCCUAUAAAAUCAAAUAUCCUGAAAACUUUUUCUUAUUAAGAGGAAAUCAUGAAUGCGCAUCCAUUAAUAGGAUAUAUGGUUUUUAUGAUGAAUGUAAACGUCGUUACAACAUUAAACUAUGGAAAACGUUUACCGAUUGCUUUAAUUGCCUGCCUGUCGCUGCGAUAGUGGACGAAAAAAUAUUCUGCUGCCACGGAGGUUUGAGUCCGGAUCUGCAGAGUAUGGAGCAGAUCAGGCGUAUUAUGCGACCGACGGAUGUACCUGAUCAGGGAUUACUUUGUGAUUUAUUGUGGUCAGAUCCCGAUAAGGAUACUAUGGGCUGGGGUGAAAAUGACCGUGGUGUAUCAUUUACGUUUGGUGCAGAAGUUGUGGCCAAGUUUUUACAUAAACAUGAUUUUGACCUUAUAUGCCGUGCUCACCAGGUAGUAGAAGAUGGCUAUGAAUUCUUUGCCAAACGACAGUUGGUGACACUGUUUUCCGCUCCAAACUACUGUGGUGAAUUCGACAAUGCUGGUGCCAUGAUGUCGGUGGAUGAGACACUCAUGUGCAGUUUCCAAAUCUUGAAACCAGCCGACAAGAGGAAAUUUUCAUAUGGCGGUUUGAAUGCGGGACGGCCCGUAACGCCACCACGGGGCGCAAAUAAUAAGAACAAGAAGAAGUAAAACUCUUAGACUUACUUUUUCGAAUGCGAUAUUUAGAAUCUUACGACCGCUACCCCCGAUUCACCAUCUGUUAUGACGUUAAGUUCUUGUAAGAGAAAGAAAGAGAGAGAGAGAGGGAGAGAGAGAGAGAGAGACAGCGAGAAAAAAAAGUUGUAAUGAUUAUUAUUAUCAAUAUUAUUAUUACUACUAUUUUCAAUUGACUACGAAGCCUUGCAGAGAUAAGUCACGGGGUAUCGUGAAUACAUGAAUCGGAAAAAUCUGAAGGGGCGUUGCUUUCCAUAGAGAUCGUUAUCGAAAGUAGUAAGCGUAUGUCUGUAGCUAAAUGUGUUACUAUAUAAAAAACUACGGUAGUGAUAAAGUCGUUUUAUCGACAAUAAGGUGAAAACUGAUUUGGCUGCCACGACAUUCUUAACAGCAAUAGCAAAAAGUAAGGGAAAAAACUGACAGCCAUGUUUAAUUCGCCAUUCACAUUCGUAAAUCAUAUAAUCAUGUGUCUUUUAAUUCAUUUGUCAUUUGGAUUCGUUCAUUGGUGUUGUUAGUAUCAUUUGCCAAGAUCUCUUUCGACUACUUCGCACUGUGGCGAAAAUUAACACGAUAAUUAGGGCAAUGUCUCUCACAUACAAACACACACAUAUGAAUCACGUACACGCGCACAUUUAUAUACACACGUAUACCGAUUUCGCUUCUUUUCAUUAUGUAAGUACGUCGUUAACGAAGAUAUCGAUACACAAGUAACUAGCGAUCGCCUAUACACAAUUCUUUAAAGUAUGAUAGAUAUUUAUAGUGCUUGAUACUUCUCUAUAAGUUGCACAAAUUUGUAAACGACAUCUAUUACGUUAUACGUACUUUUAUAAAGAUACAUUUGUAUGCAUCGUGAAAUGUAAGAGGUGAAAGAACGAGAAGGAGGGAUCGAGAGAGCGAAAGAUAGGAUUUAAUUUUAAAAGCAAAUGUCAGAAGAUUUGACAAGUUAUAAUUACCGCUUAUGUACCGUACUAUUAUUUGUGCCUCUCGAGAUAAACAGCUUUCACGAUUUACGAUUAUUACGGUGGGCAAGGCUUCUCUGAAAAAAACAUCUUGAUAACAUUAUAUAAUCUGUAGAUGUAGGAGGGUAUUAAUCGUGCGACUAACGGACACACAGACAGAUACGCGCGAGCGUAUCGCACAGCGAUCGAUGUCACCGUAAUAUAGGCGUCUAAUUCCGAGAGAUAAUAAGGAAAGGGGAAAUGUUUUCCUUUUGCAACAUGGGUUUAUUCUCGUUAUCGAGACGGUCUCCUAUUAUGGACACGAAUCAUCAUUAUCAUCAUCAUCAUCAUCAUCACCACCACCACCACCACCACCACCACCACCACCACCACCACCACCACCACCACCAUUCUCAUCCUCAUUAUGAUUCACAUCUAUCAUUUACCACGAUCACACUUUUCAUUAGUUUUUCCUAAUCUCCCUUCAUGGUCAACACAUUUCUACAAUCUCGCGGUGCACAUCAUACAAAGCACAUGUCUAUUAUCGAUGAUAUGAGAACAAAAGAGGCACUUAUCUAUGC
Harpegnathos saltator (Jerdon's jumping ant) is the source of this 2779-nucleotide messenger RNA. RefSeq names its product serine/threonine-protein phosphatase alpha-2 isoform. The transcript is spliced from 5 exons. Gene Ontology annotation, molecular function: protein serine/threonine phosphatase activity. The record is from RefSeq and is a predicted model, not a curated record. NCBI's taxonomy places the organism in Eukaryota, Metazoa, Arthropoda, Insecta, Hymenoptera, Formicidae. Gene Ontology annotation, cellular component: nucleus; cytoplasm. The coding region runs from base 250 to 1236 and encodes 328 amino acids.